Bombina bombina (fire-bellied toad) is the source of this 1150-nucleotide messenger RNA. RefSeq lists its product as uncharacterized. Bases 68 to 1150 code for a protein of 360 amino acids. The transcript has 4 exons. Gene Ontology annotation, molecular function: nucleic acid binding. Gene Ontology annotation, biological process: DNA integration. The record is from RefSeq and is a predicted model, not a curated record. Lineage: Eukaryota; Metazoa; Chordata; Amphibia; Anura; Bombinatoridae.
UUGGCCAUGGCCAAAUGAACCUUGGACAAGAAUCCAUGUUGAUUUUGCAGGGCCAGUGGAUGGACAAAUGUAUUUGGUGGCUGUGGAUGCUCAUUCCAAGUGGCCAGAAGUAGUUCAAAUGUCAAGUACUACAACACAACAAACCAUUGUCGUUCUUUCCAGUAUGUUUGCAAGAUUUGGACUGCCACAAACUUUAGUCUCAGACAAUGGUCCACAGUUCAUAUCACAUGAAUUUGAAACAUUUCUAGCUACAAAUAACAUCAAACACUGUAAGACAGCUCCAUAUUUUCCAGCCUCUAAUGGACAGGCUGAAAGAUUUGUACAAACUUUAAAACGCCACUUAGCUGUCUCUCACAAAUCAAAAUUUAAUCCAAACUCCCUUUCUAACUUUUUGUUUAACUAUCGAAACACUCCCCAUGCCACUACUGGGCUAUCACCUGCAAUGUUAAUGUUUGGAAGACGCCUGAGAACUCCACUGGAUAAAGUUAGACCAGAACAUUCCAAACAAGAGUUGAACACUUCUAGCGUUUCAGAAUUUGUCAUUCAUGACAGAGUAUGGGUUAGAAACUACCGUGGCCCAAAUAAAUGGAUUCCAGCUGUCAUAAUACAAGGCAUGGGCAACAGAAUGUUUAAAGUUCAACUACAAGCUGGUGGUACAGUUUCCCGCCAUGUAGAACAAAUGAGACAUAGAUCUCAACCAGCUACACAAAUAUCCAAUGAUUCAGAUGGUGAGGAUAUCUGGCAUGGAGUGUGGUGCCCACCUGAGUCUUCUGAGGAUGAAAAUACAAUGAACACAACUGAAACAGAUCAACCUCAGAAUGAUUCUGUCCAACAACAAAAUAUCACAGAUGAUCAACAACCGUUGGGUACUCCUCCACAGACUAUUUCUCCUGAACCAAAUACUCUAUGGCCCUCUAGAAACUCCCACCGAAAAAGGUCCUGGGCUUCUCUGGCCUCGCCCUCUUCAGACCACAUCAUCAUGGCUCUUCCCCAGCGUUUACACCUCAUAGUAUAUCGCAUAUCUGCUGGCGCAUCAUCCACCCUGCAGCUGACGCAGACAAAGAGGCCUGUGACCUUAAGGCCUAGCAAGAAUCGCCAUUUCACAGUGAAAUAUUUGGGGGCCGAGGAAAUGACUCAGAGUGAGAGCUGA